Molecule: messenger RNA, 1566 nt
Organism: Psilocybe cubensis
Lineage: Eukaryota; Fungi; Basidiomycota; Agaricomycetes; Agaricales; Agrocybaceae
Exons: 2
Coding region: 1-1566 (521 amino acids)
Source: RefSeq, a predicted model, not a curated record
AUGACGCUCCUGCAAAACGUACGACACAGAACGCUUGAGGAACAUCGCAGGCAGAAGGUCACCCUGCGCGAUGAACUAGAUACCGAGGACUGCCUUAAGGACAACGCGGUUUGUAAACGUGAAGUUCCAGGUGAAGGCAUCGGAGAGGGCAGAAAGGGAAAGAUGGCUGACCGUGUUGAGGCUGACUCCCCUGGCGAGAUCGUCGUUAGGGAACUUGUCGCGCGUCAGAGGCCAACUUCCUCAGAAACACUGAAACCGAGCAAUCGUGCUUUAACGUCGCUCAGUACGAGCUCUACCGCCAGCGCCCCUGGUAGUAGUGCUAGCUUGGGUUCUGCAAAUGACAACAAUACUUCCGCCACGACCUCGGGCCUACAAACCGGAACCAUUAUCGGGAUUAUAGCCGGUUCUAUCGCAGCCUUGAUGGUUCUUGGUGCUGUGAUAUCAUUUUUCUUGCGCAGGCUACGCACCAAACGAAGGGGUGAUGAAAUUUUCAAUGCAUCUGAAUUCCGCCGCUCUGCAGUUUUGCUUGAAGAGAAGAAGCCCGACGUCCGUCCUCGACCGCCUUCAAUGAUUGAGCGUCGCAACGUCCAAGGAACUCCCUCUGUGGUCACCAAUAGUUUGCCUCCACCGCCAUCAAUGGCAUAUCCGUAUUCUGAUCGUGCUAUACCACCAUCACCCUCUGUGCCGCCAUCUUUAUACGGUGGUAAUGGAAGUGACAAUGGACAUAAUCAGCAACACUAUGCUCAGUAUGGCACUGCUGGUGCUCAUUUCGGCAAUCUACCUUCACCUGCACCUCCCCCGUCAGCUGGUGGCAUGUAUAAUGGACCACCUCCGCCUGGUGCUUUUGGAGCCCAUUAUGAUCAAGCUGGAUACGGCGCACCUCCUGUCCCCGGAACGUAUGCACCUGGGGCUUAUGCGCCAUAUGGACAGGAUACCAGAUACCAACAAAUGCAAUAUUAUCAACAGCGUCAGCAGCAAAAUUACCAGUUUGCUGGGUAUCAACAACAACAUCCGCACCCAGUACAGUAUGGACCUGGUCCUCAAUCUUACCCAGCUGGCUAUGGCGCUGGACAUCAUGAUCCUCAACCUUAUCACGCUGGCUAUGGUACCGGACAUACUGUCCCUCAAAUGUCGAACAAUCCUUCCUUGGCCAAUUCCUUUGUUCAACCUGCUGUCGCGCAAUCCGCUUCCUCUGUUUCAACAACGCCAUCAACUGGCAAGCAGAAUUUACAUCUAGCUUCUGCCCCUGAUGAUGUUUUGGAAGGUGCAUCUGGUUCUGGCUUGAGACGCCAAGACACUCAAUCCAGCGGCGCGCCCCCUGCAUAUGUUGAUGAGACAGGAGAAUCGAAUAAGUACAGGGAUGUCAAGAUGAGACCUGUAGUCAUGAACCCCCCUGCCGAAUCAUCCACCGCGCAGCUGUCCACUCCGUCAACUUCGGCGGCAGCCGCUGGUGUAACUACAGCAACGUCUAAUCCCGCGCCUGCGGCUUCGACUGCUCAGAAACGCACAUCUACUCGCUCCACCUAUUCACUGUACGAUCAGGAUGAUAUUUAUGGCGGGAUAUAA